CCCCUCCCCUCACAUGACCGAUGUCGACGCUGUUGCCGCGCCCGCCUGCCCCUCGGAAGAGCCCCUCGGCCGGCAGUAUGGCACCGCCGCGCUGCCCCGCCGGUCUCGCGCUGCUGCUGCUCCUCCUCGGUGCCUGCGGUUUUUUCCAGUCCUAUGCAGUGGAAGUAGAUGUAAAGGAUGCCUCUAAUUUUACAUGCUUGUACGCACAAUGGAUGAUGAAAUUCUUGAUAAAAUAUGAAACAAACAGUAGUGAUUAUAAAAAUGCAAGCUUGGAUUUGACAUCCACUGUGACACACAACGGAAGCAUCUGUGGCAGUGACACACAAGCUGCACUUCUGGCAGUGCAGUUUGGAGAUGGUCACUCUUGGAGCAUUAACUUCACAAAAAACAACGAAACUUAUCGGGCUGAGUUUAUCACAUUUACCUACAACACCAAUGAUACUGCUGUCUUUCCUGAUGCUAGGAGACAAGGACCAGUUACAAUUGUUGUAAAGGACGCUAUGCAUCCAAUUCAACUGAAUAAUGUCUUUGUGUGUCAUCAUACUACCUCUUUGGAAGCAGAAAACGUAACACAGAUUUUCUGGAAUGUUACUAUGCAGCCUUUUGUUCAAAAUGGCACAAUUAGUAAAAAAGAGUCUAGGUGUUAUGCUGAUACACCUACUGCUGCACCUACUGUUCUGCCUACUGUUGCCAAUGUAACUACUGCAUCUACCACCAUUUCACCUGCUCCAACCACCGCUCCCAAACCUGCUGAGAAUCCAGUCACAGGAAACUAUUCUCUUAAAACUGGAAAUAAAACUUGUCUUCUGGCUACUGUGGGGCUGCAGCUGAAUAUUUCCCAAGACAAGCCUCUUCUGCUCAACAUCGAUCCAAAAACAACUCAUGCAGAUGGUACAUGUGGUAACGCAUCAGCUACUCUGAAAUUGAAUGAUGGAAAUAGGACAUUAAUUGAUUUCACGUUCAUUGUUAAUGCAAGUGCAAGUGUACAAAAAUUUUAUCUGAGAGAGGUGAACGUUACGCUGCUCAACUAUCAGAAUGGUUCUGUCAUUUUAAGUGCAGAUAACAACAACCUGAGCAAAUGGGAUGCUUCUCUUGGUAAUUCUUAUAUGUGCCGUAAGGAGCAAACUCUUGAGAUUAAUGAAAAUCUUCAAGUACAUACUUUUAACCUAUGGGUUCAGCCAUUCCUUGUGAAAGAAAAUAAAUUCUCAAUAGCCCAGGAGUGUUCGCUGGAUGAUGACACCAUUCUAAUCCCAAUUGUAGUUGGUGCUGCACUUGCUGGCUUGAUUGUCAUUAUAGUGAUUGCUUACAUAAUUGGCAGAAGGAAAAGCUAUGCUGGAUAUCAAACUUUGUGAAUCAAAAUGUAAUCACUGUUCUGAUUUCACCCUUAAUGAAGCAAGUGCAAGUUCCGAAGUCCAAAAAAGCCCCAAAACUUACAACUAAAUACUAGCCACAGCUAGUUGGAGUUGGGAAGCAAAGGGAGAAUGUUUAUCUCAGAUGAAGCAGAACUACGUUUUUAGUUUUCCAGCUCCAAGAAGAUGACGUGAGUCUCGUAGCUGUUCUGAAGAUGGCAGAUGUCGCUAUUGCAUAAAUGACUAGGCUAAGGAUUUUAUUUUGAACAAAACCUUGAAAUGUUUAGGAUUUAUUUUUCUUCUUAUAAAUUGUAGCCUGAAAUAGAGCACAUUUUAAACUGAUGUGCAUUGGGCAAAUCCCAGAAUUGCAUAGGAUUUGUACUUGCUUCUCUCUUCUGCAUUCCUUAGUUGUUGUCAUAUUUGUGGGUUAAGUUGGCAGCAUUAGUCACCAUGUUGACUCAUGUAGUACUUACCACGGAUUAUAUGAUGCCCAGUAACAGCUUUGUUUUUCAUACAGUUGAACUUCAGGCUGGUGACUGAGUGAUUUUUU
Gallus gallus (chicken) is the source of this 1899-nucleotide messenger RNA. It is a transcript of the gene LAMP2, whose product is annotated as lysosomal associated membrane protein 2. Lineage: Eukaryota; Metazoa; Chordata; Aves; Galliformes; Phasianidae. The transcript has 9 exons. Gene Ontology annotation, cellular component: membrane. Bases 21 to 1352 code for a protein of 443 amino acids. The record is from RefSeq and is marked validated.